GAUCUAGUCAUGUCCGUCUGUCCGUUUCUACGCAAAUUAGUCCCUCAGUUUUAAAGCUAUCGGGCUGAAACUUUCCUAAAAGUCUUCUUUCUAUUGCAGGUAGUAUAUAAGUCGGAACCAGCCGGGUCGGACAACUAUAUAUAUUAGCUCCCAUAGGAACUGUCGAGGAAAAAAUUAAAAAAAAUACAACUUUUGUGUUUUUGAACAUACAACCGAAUUUUUAUCAAAAACGGACGAAUAUAAUAUAUAGCUUCCAUAGGAACAAUCGUAAAAUUAAUCGUAAAAUAAUAUAAAAAAAAUGAUAUCUUCGGCGUUUUUUAACAUAUAACCUCCUACUCUUGGAAAUAACAUUUUUCAUUGGUUUUGAAUUUUGAAUUAAAUUUUAUCAAAAUCGGACGACUUUAUCAUAACAUGUAACCUUCUAAGCUUGGAAAUGGCAUUUUUAACUUAGUUCUGAAUUUUGAAUUAACUUUGAUCAUUUCUUGUUUGUAUGUAUUUAUUGAACAAAUUAAGCUUAGCAGCCUAAGCUUUGUUUAUGCAGCUCGGCACCAAAAAGGUAUGUUAGGCUAGACAGACCAGGGGCAUCAUUUAGUAUAAUCAAUGUUAGGAACUCCUCCGCAAAUUUAACUAUUUUCACCUUUUAAUUGGAGCUCGUGAGUUUGUAAAAAGUGUGUGGAUAAAGGUGCUACUAGCGUUAAAUCAAGAAAAUCGCCUAUGACUUUCAUCCUACGGCGUCUCGCCUUCAUUUGAGAAGUGAAUGACAACCCAAAGUUAGAGAAAGAUGAAUACAAACGGAAGAGAGUUGGAUUCCACUGCAGACGUGUUUCCUUUAAAUUGUGCCAACAGCGAAGGCAUCAACGAGGACGGGGUCCAGAAAAAUGCCUCAACCACCGGUCUAAACAGUAUACAGCGAGGUGAGCGAGCUAUAGAUGCCACCAAGCGCAAAAAAAUUAAAUCGCGCAACACCGUAGCUUCCACUGCAGACCCUAAAACCGAAAAAACGGCGGCUUCUAUUUCUAACUCCAGUGCAGCCAACAAAAACGACCUUAACUAUUCCAAGGAUCAUCUCGAUGCCUGGCUUGAGAAUUGCUUACGGGAUGCCACAAACGCCCAACUGUCAUCUUCAUCUGAGUUUCUGGACUUCAUCCCGUCGACAGCUCCAUCUCGCACGCAAAUGUUUGUAUGUCAACAGCAGCAGCAACAACAGCAGCAGAUUAAACAGCAACUACAGUACCAGAAGCAACAAGAAUUUUCGAAGCGAUCACAGCCUUAUGGUGUUGGCUUGGGAACGCCCUUCAGAUUGGGAAUACAGCGCCACUCGCACUCCCUUAAUCAUCGAUAUCCGAUGCUAAUCCCACCCCAGGGUCUUAACGGCUAUGGCACUAGCUAUGGUGGCGAUGGUGACCAAGAGUUUGCAAGCUUACCGCCACUGGUUAACAUGAUGGGAGGAGCGGGAGGCACUAGCUCCGAGCACGAACCGAAUUCUACAGAUGUAUUGGAUGAAAGCGGAAGCAAUCCAAACAUAAAUAGAGGGUUUCGAUUCAGCGAUCCCUGCCUGCUUAACCCCUCCGAUAACGACUCCAAAUUAAGCGGUCAGAAUACCCCGGAGUGUCGGAAUGGCAACAACAAUAGCGUUGGCUGCGAUCUGGCACAGCAAAACAAAUUCUUUGCGGCCCUUAUGGAACAAAUAAACAUGUUGCAUGACACCAAUUCGAAGAUCUGCCGUAACUUGCAUGAAGCAAAAGUUGAAAUCGAAACUUUAAAGCACGUCUCUAGUGGCCACCCUUGGGCUGGAGUCGGCUCAGGUGGCAUGCGGCACCGUAGAGAUAGCUUGAGCGGAUUAAGCACCCAAAGUCAACCCCUGGUAUUUGGCGGUGGAAUGGGCGGGACUCACAGCCCGGCACCCACCUUUCAUUCAGGCGCCUACACUCCAGGAAUAAUGACUGAUGUUGUGCGCGAAGUAAAGGAAGCUGCUCGCGUUCGCGAAGAUGCACUGCUUAGUCGUGUAAAAUCAAUGGUUGAGGAGCGCCAGUGGUCCUUGAACGAGGGCAAUGCUCGAGUUCUGCGAGAUAUUGAUGAUUUGAAGUCCCAUGUAAUGCAGUUGCGACUGGAGAAGAAGGAGACUAAUAAACGAUUGUCAUAUCUGGAAGCAGAAAACAAAUGCCUGCGCCAAGCUCUAGCCGGUUGUUAUAACCAGCGGCAAACAUAUCACGAUAUAAUCUACGAAAAUGACCGAGUCCGCGGAUCCCGAAAGCCAUUUCCAAAUGGAGGUGGCACAGGAGCCUUUGGGGUCAGGCGGGCGCAAUCCUUUAAUCUGCAGUACGGAACGAUGCAUCAAACGACAGCUCAAACAACGCACUCCCUGGAAGAGGAUGACGAAAUAGUGGAGGAACAAGUUUUGGAGCAGGACGAGCCAGAGUCGGUGACGGUCAACGAAUCCCGCAACAACGGGAUGCAGACUUCUUUAACCUCGAGCGCUCACUCCUUGGCACCUAAAUUACCACAGCAAACAGUUCAGAGCCCGCCCACUCUUGCGCUGAUUUCAGAUCAGGACGACCCAGGAAUUCCACCACCACUUCUGCCGCGCAAGAAAGAGCACGCCCAGCUAAAAAGGGAGCUCAGUGAAGCGACCGCCGCACGUAAGGAGGCAAAUCAACGUAUAAUUGCCCUUGAAAAAAUGGUCAGAGACCUAAAUGCCCAGAUGGCUGACCAACCAAGUAGGAAUCCGAGCGUGUAUGGCGACGCCCUGGCAACGAAAUUCAGCGUGGCGGAUGGGCCGAUUACAGACUUAUAGUUUUAGCUAUUGGCCUCCGGCUCGAAACCAAAACGCCAGCAGCAGGCAAUGCGUGUCACUCAUUUAUAGCAGCCUGAUCUACGGAAACGGCCACUUCAACGACAAUUCACUUUUCGCUUCAAAAUUAUGAAUAACUCAAUAACAAUAAUUGCAAAAGCCCUUACUUAUUAGCUAAAAGGCUUUAAUUUUGUCUCAACUUAUUAAAUGUUCUACCAAAAUCAUUGAUUAAAGUCGAGCUCAUUGCUUGAUUAAGUAUUUUGCUCGCGCAAAAAAAAUUUGUUUACUAAAAAUAAGUUAUGUUACUAAAACUUUAUGAAUGUGGUCUUCUUUAUCAGGUCAUGAACAUUUUGUAUUGAAGAUAUUUAAACAUGUUAUAAACUAUUUUGAAUAAUGAUUAUCUAAAAAACGUGUACCUAUUGAAAUGAACAAAAAUCAAAAUCUAGUAUAAAGAAUCAACUAUGUUUACUUGAAUAAGUAGAUACGAAGUUGGCUAGAAAGUGUAGUCGCUAACUAUAUUUUUUAAGUGCCAUUUAAUUAAACUGAAAUAUACUGGGGUCUACGAAAACUAA
This is a messenger RNA of Drosophila biarmipes, 3363 nucleotides long. Its product is annotated as ras guanine nucleotide exchange factor B. The transcript has 10 exons. NCBI's taxonomy places the organism in Eukaryota, Metazoa, Arthropoda, Insecta, Diptera, Drosophilidae. The record is from RefSeq and is a predicted model, not a curated record. Bases 782 to 2794 code for a protein of 670 amino acids.